Molecule: messenger RNA, 2469 nt
Organism: Musa acuminata AAA Group (dessert banana)
Lineage: Eukaryota; Viridiplantae; Streptophyta; Magnoliopsida; Zingiberales; Musaceae
Product: probable serine/threonine-protein kinase At1g01540
Exons: 7
Coding region: 655-2058 (467 amino acids)
Biological process (GO): protein phosphorylation
Molecular function (GO): ATP binding; protein kinase activity
Source: RefSeq, a predicted model, not a curated record
UAUGCUUUUUAUCUAGCAUAGGGAUGCUAAGAAGAACAAACUCUUUCUGAGUUUUCACUAUAAACACAAGGGUGAAAAUAGAAUGUUCAUUUCGAUGAUAUCCCUAACCUGUCAUGUUCUGUGAGUUGAUUCGAGGCCUCAAAGAUCACUCUCCCCCACAAUGGUUACUGCGCAACUAAUCCCAGUAUUCUGCAGUGUCCUUUUGUGGGGUGGAGGCUUCCGUUGCUCCAUGUAGGUCCCAAACCAUGACACCUGCAACCUCUUCACCUCUCUCUCUCUCUCUCUCCAAGUGACUUUCUUGUCAUCUCCAUCUGUCUUUCAAGUACCAUCUUCUCUAAUGGCUCACAUCCCUCUUCCUCCUUUUUCUUCAAUCAUACACACCUGCUCCUUUCUUUACUUCACGCACUGCUGCUGAACAUUUCUUGCAGCCAUGCAUGUCUGGUACCAUGUUCUCAGAUUUAGCAUCUUCCUAUCCACGACGCAGUGAAAAGAACUGCCGUCUUCUUACUCUUCUUAUCCAUAAUGCCACCACCACUCCCUUCAAGAUUCAAUCUUUAGCGGAAGAAGUUCUCUUUCACCAUUAGCUUCCUCUUCAGAAUCCAAUCUUUCCCUCAGGAUUCUUCUGGAGCAGAGAGCUUCCCUGGCCCUUCAAGCAUGUCGGAUCACGAGCUCUCGGCGCGCACAAACAUCUUUGGGCUCCGCCUCUGGGUCGUAAUCAGCAUCUGCGCCGGUACGGGGUUCCUCCUCCUCUUCCUUCUCUCUCUCUGCCUCAGCCUCAUGCGCAAGAAUGCCUCCUCCCGGCGGACCACCGCCACCAUCCCCGUUACAUCCAAAGAAAUCCAAGAAGUUCGCGUCGAUCCUUCUCAGACCUCCGGCGUUGUUACAUCUCCUCGAUCCGUCAAGCAGAAGGAAGAUGAGAGCCCAGUCGUUGUCCAGAAAGCUCGUGUCGCCUCGCCUGAGCGUGGCAAAAGUGAGGGAGGCGGCUCGCCGCUCGGUAACCGUCCCACGGACCAGGCUGCCGCCGUCCCGGCGGAGGUGUCCCGCCUGGGGUGGGGGCUGUGGUUCACUCUCAGGGAGCUUGAGGUGGCCACCGACAACUUUUCCGACGAGAAUGUGAUCGGAGAAGGCGGAUACGGAACCGUCUACCACGGCAUCUUGGAAGACGGCACUCAGAUUGCAGUGAAGAACUUGCUGAACAACAAGGGGCAGGCAGAGAAGGAAUUCAAGGUCGAAGUCGAAGCCAUUGGCCGCGCCCGCCACAAGAAUCUAGUGAGGUUACUGGGAUACUGCGUGGAAGGUGCUCAAAGGAUGCUUGUCUAUGAAUACCUGGACAACGGGAACCUCGAACAGUGGCUCCAUGGAGAUGUUGGACCAAGCAGCCCUCUUACCUGGGACAUCCGGAUGAACAUCAUGCUUGGAACAGCAAAAGGGCUACUGUACUUGCAUGAAGGACUUGAACCCAAAGUAGUUCAUCGCGACAUUAAAUCGAGCAACAUCCUGCUCGACAAGCACUGGACUCCCAAGCUCUCUGAUUUUGGCCUUGCGAAGCUGUUAGGCACAGGAAGAAACUAUGUCACGACACGCGUGAUGGGAACUUUUGGUUAUGUGGCUCCUGAGUAUGCCAGUACUGGUAUGUUGAAUGAGACGAGUGAUGUUUAUAGCUUUGGGAUACUUAUCAUGGAGAUCAUAUCUGGUCGUAGGCCAGUCGAUUAUAGCAGGCCUCCUGGCGAGGUUAAUCUAAUAGAGUGGAUUAAGACCAUGGUCAGUAAUCGAAAUACCGACGAAGUCGUGGAUCCAAAGAUGGCUGAGAAACCUUUGUCGAGGACAUUAAAGAAGACACUUUUAGUCGCACUGCGAUGUGUGGAUCCUGAUUCGCAACAAAGGCCAAAGAUGGGGCAUGUAAUACACAUGCUUGAAGUUGAUGAUUUCCCCUACCAAGAUGAGCAUCGAGCAGGACGUAUUGGGCAACCAUAUUCCAACAGUCCUCAGUAUAAAGUAAGAGUAUCGGCAAGACAAGUCACUGAGCCUGGUGAAAACAGCACAAAAUCUGAAAUCUAGUCGACAAAGCAUGAAGACACACUUAAUUGUAAUGAUCCAGUCGAAAUGAUCUCUGAACAUAGGUUCUCAUCUAUGAUAAGGCUGAUCAUCCAUUCAAGAAGCAGCUCAGUGCAAAGGCGAUUUCGCCGAUGUCACUCCUCACUAUGUAAACAAGGUUUUGAGGUCAGUUUGCUUGUGUAAAGCUUGGUGCUUGAUGUGUUCUCCUGGAUUAGUAGUAAGCUCUGUUCUCUGAGGAAGGUCUGUUGUGUAUGUAUAUUGAUUGGUUUGAGGGGCUUAUUGAAUAGAACUGUCACAAGUUGAAUCUAAUGUGUGGAAUUCAGAUUGAUGUUCUGAUAACUAUGUGAAGUCUGUAUACAUAUAUGUAUCUCUUCUUCCAUCUGAAUCAGAUCUCAUGAUUCCAUGAGUUCAUCU